This is a messenger RNA of Penicillium cataractarum, 1668 nucleotides long. RefSeq lists its product as uncharacterized. The record is from RefSeq and is a predicted model, not a curated record. Bases 1 to 1668 code for a protein of 555 amino acids. NCBI's taxonomy places the organism in Eukaryota, Fungi, Ascomycota, Eurotiomycetes, Eurotiales, Aspergillaceae. The transcript is spliced from 2 exons.
AUGGGGGCUCCACGGCUGGCCAGAAAUGGCCUGCCCAGAUCAACUCAACCAUCCAAACUCGCUCAACAGCCUGAUUCAUCUGAACCCGAGCCAUCGGAACCUUCACUGCCAGAACCGAACAACAAGUUGAAAAAAACUAUACCGCUCGAUCCCAACAUGUCUAAUCCUCGUCUUCUUGUCAAUCGCGCCUGUAUCUACGAGCGCCGACUACCUGGUGAUGCAUAUAUCACAGCACACGUUGCACGACUUCAGCAUGGGUUGUACGCCAGUGAAGCAGUCUCAGACAAAGACGCAGAUCAUGUUGACUUCCUUGCAAUCAGUUUCGUCUUUCACACUCCCCACACGCUCGAACACCGAUUCAAAUCUGCUACCAUCAAAGCUACUAUUCGUGGUAGCCAUGAGAUCUCCACAUCUCCCAAAUAUCCUCAUGGCUUCCCUCCUGGAAACCCGCGCUUUCUCAUGCACGCACCACAUCUGAUCUACGGUCAUGUCUCUCCAGAAACUAUGGAAUGGACCUUCAGUCUGGCCGGGUCCUUAGGAGUGUCAGAGGCACCAGUCAGCGCCAGCAUUAUCCCUUCUGGUAGUACCAGCGCCCGUUACCAACGGUACGAGAUGAUGCGCAUUCAGGGCUCCGCUCGCACGCUCAAGAGCCCCCGCGGUCCUCAGUACGACAUCGAGGCCGGUGAGGUAGUUUGGUCACUAGAGGAGAACAAUCUGCAGCGCUCUGGUCUCCCGCGCGAGUUCACUUUCGUCAUGCUCGUCCAAAAGCCCACUGCCGACAGUCAGCUCACGUUGACCCUUGAAGUUGAGCCAGUCAUCCAGGCUCUAGUGGGGAGCUAUCCAAACUGGCUUCUAUCGUUUGGUCAGUACCAGCCGCUGCCGCGUCGCGGCGUCAAUUUCAACACUGAAGUUGGUCAGCGCUUUGAGCCUAUGGACGAGGCUCGUGGAUUCAAUUUUGCUGCUCUGGAGAGCUCGUUUGAUGAGUACAUCGCCAUGCCAGGGCGCAAGUUCUCCCGCCAGAUCGAGUAUCCAGUCGAAACUCCCCUCCCGCCGAAUGAUAAUCCCAACCAGGCCGGAUACCCUCAGGUGAUCGGGAACUACAACCCAAACUACCCACUCUACAGCACCCUCAACCCACUACAGCAGCUACAUUUCAACGGCAUGGUCCUCCAAAAUACCAUGCUCCAGGCCCAACUGAACCAGCUCGCCACCACCCAGCCCCAAGCCCAACGCACCGUGCAAGCCUUAAACACAAAUACCCUCGAUGCCCACCACAACCUAGACAACACGACAAUUUCCCUCCUGGCCGGUCUGCGCGUAUCUUCCCCUCCAGCCAUGACUCGCGUUGUCGCCGAAGGAAGCGAUGUGGAGGCCUACACGAGUGACACGGCAGCCCUCAGCCGCGGAGAAGAUGCCCGAUUCAAAAGCUACGAGAAUAUCAGGGCAUCCAUGCUCCGCACCGUCCACCCCGAGAUCCGCUCGGAGAAGUUCAAGGCUUCUUCGAAUGCGGAGCCGAUGCAGCGGAAGGGGCGAGUGGAGAGGAGUAGCUCGCGGCCGCAGGUGAUGCGUUUGAAGAACCAGCCUCUUUCGUCUGGGCUACUUUCGCGGCUUGCUGAGCAGCGGGGUGUUGAGGAGGAAGGAGGUGGGGAUGUGGAUGUUGAGGAGUAG